AUGAGAGAAUUAUCAGAAGCUGUAAGGGAAGAAAAUGAAGGUGGAAAAGCAGGAUGGUUGGAAUGUUUCUCCACUCGAAGUAUGAUGUGGAAAAGGACACUCAAUGGAUGUAUGGUACAAGCCUUGCAACAGCUCAACGGACAAAACUUCUACUAUUACUAUGGCCCAGUGUUCUUCGAAGCAGCUGGUACGAGCCUUUCAAGUUACUCCAUCCAAGCUGUAUUGGGAGGGAUUUCACUAGCGAUGGUUCUACCUGCAAUGUGGACGAUUGAACACGUUGGAAGACGAAAAUCACUACUGAUAGGAUCUUUAGCUCAAGCCGUAUGCGCUCUGAUAGCUGGUCUCGUAGGACAUUUCUAUACGGAUGUCGACGGAGUGUCAGCAAGCAAAAGACAAUUAGGCGGUAAUGUUUUGAUCGCUUUUGCUGUUUUCCAUGUCUCAUUCUAUACUCUUUUCUGGGGUCCAACUCCCUGGGUAUUGUUGGGUGAGACUUUCCCUUUGAGAGUGAGACCGAAGUGUAUCGCCCUUGCUGCUGCUACCAAUUGGCUUUGGAAUUUCCUUUUAUCCUACUUUUUACCUCUUAUCGCUGCUGAUAUUGGACCUUUGAUCUUACUUGUCUUCUGUGGAUGUCUGAUAUUUGCAUUUUUCUACGUAUUCUUCAUGAUCCCCGAAACUCGAAGUAUCUCGCUUGAAGAGGUGGACGAACUGUACAGGACUAAAGUCAAACCUUGGAAAUCAACAUCAUGGGUCCCAUCGACUCAUCAUGCUGCGUUGGAUGCCAUUGUAGGUGAAGGAAGACGUAAAAGUCAAGCUACUUUUGGCGGGAAUCAAGAUAUCGAAAUGGGCAAGAAAAAGUCAGAACAGCACUUGGAGAACACUUCCAUGCCCAAUUAA
This is a messenger RNA of Kwoniella shivajii, 894 nucleotides long. RefSeq lists its product as uncharacterized. The transcript is spliced from 8 exons. Gene Ontology annotation, biological process: transmembrane transport; carbohydrate transport. Gene Ontology annotation, cellular component: plasma membrane. NCBI's taxonomy places the organism in Eukaryota, Fungi, Basidiomycota, Tremellomycetes, Tremellales, Cryptococcaceae. Bases 1 to 894 code for a protein of 297 amino acids. Gene Ontology annotation, molecular function: carbohydrate:proton symporter activity. The record is from RefSeq and is a predicted model, not a curated record.